GUCUUCUCCUAGUAACACUGGGGACCCAACAUUUUAAAUAGAUACGUAACAUGUGACUACGCAGGGAAAAAACUGUAUUGAUUUUACUCGGUGGCUGUAUAGAGCCGAUUUCUAUAGCACACUAAGUCGAGUGCUGCUAGAUUUCAUGUAAGGGGCAGAUUUUAACGUUUUACUUUAAACUGGCUAGAGAAGGACCUCUGUAAGAUUCUGACAAAGUGUUAAUUCUGCUCACGCAAAUAGAAUUCGCUCCAUUUGGUGAAGCAAAGCGACAGUUUGUAAAUUUCACUGACGGGCUUUAAUGUGGAGACGGUACAUGAAAAGAAAUUCUUCUCGCAAUAAUUCAUCCAACUUGCCGAGGAUCGCAUAAGUGUUUGCCCAGCUGUGUCCCUAGUAUCAGCAGAGUGCCUGCUCCUCCUCCUCUUCAGCAGCCACAGUAGCUCUGGAUCGCUAAGCCGUGUCCCCAGUAUCAGCAGAGGGCCUCCUCCUUUGUCAGCCACAGUAGCAUUGGAUCCCUACUACAGUAACACACAGCUGUUAUUACAACAAGCUGACUUAUUACACCAAGCUGACUUAGUGUUACACUGCUAAAACACAGAUAAAUCUGCACCAACUAAACAUCCUCGUUACAGCUGAUUUGAUCUGAGGAACUGGUCUGGGUGAAAGGUAACGACCACUCAACCCAGACCUCCAAUCAGGCUAGCCAACACGGCAAGAAUUUCAUCCUCCAGGUUUUUUCAUCAGUUGAGUUGACUGUGUCCCACCAGGAGAUUGGACCCUGCAUAUCACUAGUGUGGUGUGAGUGAUAUCUCUCUGCCUUUUGUUGUCUCCUCAGUUGCCACAGAUUCAGAAGCAAAAAAGUCCUCAGAAAAAAUAAUAUGGCUGAGCAAGGAGGGACUUACACAGAGCCAAUGGUAGACCAGGUGGACCAUAACGACCCAGCCUCUAAAAACAAAUUUAAGGCUAACUUCAACAGAUUCAGGAAAAGUAACGUAGGGAAACGCUUUAAAAAGGCAGGAUCAUGGGGAAAGGACAACCUCCUACUUAUCCUAACUAUAGCUGGAGUGUGUAUGGGUCUCAUCCUCGGAUUUGCACUCAGAGUUGUAGAACCUUCCGAUCAAGCAAAGAUGCUGAUUGCAUUCCCCGGAGACAUCUUGAUGAGGAUGCUGAAAAUGUUGAUUUUUCCUCUCAUCGUGUCAUGCAUGAUCACAGGUUUAGCAUCGAUUGAUGCCAAGUCGAGUGGUCGUAUGGGUCUACGUGCCAUCAUUUACUACUUCGGCACAACCUUUACUGCCAUCAUCUUAGGUAUCAUCCUGGUCGUGUCCAUCCACCCUGGAGACAAGAACCUCAUGCCUCCAAAAGAGGAUGGACCGUCUAAGGGAGAUGACAGGGUCAGCUCUCUUGACGCAUUUCUAGACCUCAUCAGAAACGUUUUUCCAACCAAUUUGAUACAGGCCAGCUUUGCUCACCAACGUACAAAAUACAUAGAUGUGAACAAAAAUGUGAACCAGUCGUUACUGGUACGAACAUCAGAUCUUGUUCAACUCAACAUUUCAAAGGAACAUGUCAACAAAACUCUGGCCAUGUCGCUGAAUGCAGCCAUUGUUAAUAUCACUGACAAAAAUCUCUCAGAUUAUUCGGAAGUAAGCGUGAGAAUGUCAAAGGUUUUUGUAGAGAGGCAGCUACCCUUCAACAACGGCAUCAAUGUUCUGGGAAUCAUUACUUUCUGCACUGCGUUUGGUAUGAUGCUGAGUAAGAUGGGAAAGCGUGCCAACUUAAUGGUGGAUUUCUUCCUCAUCCUUAAUGAUAUUAUCAUGCAGAUGGUUGUACUAGUCAUGUGGUAUUCUCCUAUUGGUAUCAUGUUCCUGAUCAUCGGUAAAAUCCUGUACAUCGAUGACCCGGGGGCAGUAGGGGCCAGACUGGGCAUGUACAUGGUGACGGUGCUGACUGGUCUGUUCAUCCAUGCGGUCAUCACCCUGCCAGCAUUGUACUUUAUUGUGACCAGGAAGAACCCCCUGUUACUAUUCAAGGCCGUUCUACAGGCGUGGGUCACAGCCCUCGGUACUGCUUCCAGCUCUGCCACCCUGCCUGUCACCUUCAGAUGUCUGGAGGAGAAUAUGGGUAUCGACAAACGUGUGACCCGCUUUGUGUUGCCCAUCGGCGCGACAAUCAAUAUGGACGGUACAGCCCUGUACGAAGCUGUUGCCCCGAUAUUCAUCGCACAGAUGAAUGGCAUUGAUCUGGGUAUUGGCCAAAUUAUAACCAUCAGUCUGACAGCCACCUGUGCCAGUAUAGGUGCUGCAAGUAUACCGAGUGCUGGUCUUGUUACCAUGCUGAUGGUUCUUACCUCCGUCGGUCUGCCAACAGACGAUAUCUCCCUCAUUCUCGCAGUGGAUUGGUUCCUGGAUAGAAUCAGAACCUCCAUCAACGUGCUGGGUGACAGUUACGGUGCAGCCAUUGUGGCUCAUCUCUCGUCCAAGGAACUGGCUGAACUUGACGAACAGGAAGCUGCUCUGGCCCUCGAAGGAGGUGAACUUGAACUGCAGGACCUGGAGGAUGGUACUACGAUACAUCCUCCACCUAAUGGACCUGCCACGGACAAGUCCAUGUACCCCGAAGUCAGUUAAUCACGAGGCAGCUAGGCGAUAUGGAAAUAUUGUAGUCAUGUUGUUGUCACUCAGUAUUACAUGUAAAGACAUAGAUAUUUGGCCUGACUAAUCAGUCCUGAAUACUAGAAACUCAAUUGAAAGAUGUCUUGUGUGGUUUUCAUAGAUAGAAAUGAUGUUUGAUACCAAAUGACAAGUCAGCAGACAGAUCACCAGAUGGGUCAAUUGACCAGAUCAACUUAAUAUUAACAGUUUCUGAUGUUAGAUCACUUCAUUUAUCUUGAUUGACCUAUACAAGUAAUAAACACUUACAGCCCCAUGUUCCUGAAAUCAUGAUAUAUGUCGGUCUAUGGGCUCCUUUUUAAAUAACUGAU
Mizuhopecten yessoensis (Yesso scallop) is the source of this 2977-nucleotide messenger RNA. RefSeq names its product excitatory amino acid transporter-like. Gene Ontology annotation, cellular component: plasma membrane. The record is from RefSeq and is a predicted model, not a curated record. Gene Ontology annotation, molecular function: neutral L-amino acid transmembrane transporter activity; L-glutamate transmembrane transporter activity; glutamate:sodium symporter activity. The transcript has 10 exons. Gene Ontology annotation, biological process: L-glutamate transmembrane transport. NCBI's taxonomy places the organism in Eukaryota, Metazoa, Mollusca, Bivalvia, Pectinida, Pectinidae. The coding region runs from base 876 to 2624 and encodes 582 amino acids.